Messenger RNA from Formica exsecta, 4772 nucleotides. It is a transcript of the gene Ehbp1, whose product is annotated as EH domain-binding protein 1. Lineage: Eukaryota; Metazoa; Arthropoda; Insecta; Hymenoptera; Formicidae. The record is from RefSeq and is a predicted model, not a curated record. Gene Ontology annotation, molecular function: protein binding. Bases 434 to 3301 code for a protein of 955 amino acids. The transcript has 20 exons.
ACGUGCAGUCACGUGACUAAUUUUAAUUUGCUCAUAUAAAACAGUAGAUGGCGCUGAAAGCAGUCUCGUCUUUUCAAGAGUGUGAAGUUUGGCGAGUUUCGUCUGACUCGUUGCAGGGGAUGAGACGAUAUUUAGAGGCAAUUCUGUAGGCGAAUCCAGUUGUAGCUUAUCCCAAUACAUAUUUCAACGCAUCGUUGCGUGUGCGUGCAUGCGUAUACGCAUGUUCCGCUCGGAGCAUUGCACGUACGCGCGAGAAUGACAGUCCAUUUGCCCGUUCGAGAACGCGCGUGAGCGUUCGGAAUCGCGAAGGAUCGUCCAUCGAACAUAUGAUCGUUGCCGAGAAAUGACGAAGCGUCGUGUCUCGUGUAGGCAGUGAAACUUUCCGAGCGAUCAACCAAAGUGACAAUACAGACAAGGAACGAAACGGACAACCAUGAGUUCCGUCUGGAAACGUUUGCAACGAGUGAAUAAGAGAGCCGCCAAGUUUCAGUUCACCGUCUCUUAUCAUGAGGUCACGUUGGAGACGACGACGAAAUGGAAACCAAACAAACUGAGCAUUGUCUGGACAAGACGUAGCAGAAGAGUUAGUUCGGAACCCUUAGACUGGGAGCCAAGUUUGAGCGAUCCACUAAAGGGUGUUAUUAGCUGGGCAGUACCUGACAAUCACACAGUUUCCGUGACGCUAUUCAAAGAUCCACGAACACACGAACUAGAAGAUAAAGAUUGGACAUUUGUCAUCGAAGAUGUAUCAUCGACGGGAAAGAGGCGUCAUGUCGCUGCAACCAAUAUAAAUAUGAAAAAAUAUGCAACCCUUGAAUCUAGCCAGCAACAACUCAAAUUAGACUUAAAACCAACUUCUAAGAAGAUUGUUAGUGCUACGCUCGAAUGUACUUUGUCAUGUGUAUUCCUGCGAGAGGGCAAAGCGACGGACGAGGAUAUGCAAAGUAUGGCUAGUCUAAUGUCGGUUAAUAAUAACAGUGACAUUGCGCCAUUAGAUGAUUUUGAUAACGAAGACAUACCUGAAGAUGUUGAAGAGGUAUCGGUAAAAAAUUUGGACGAGAUAUUAGAUAUCUCGGCUCAACUUGAUUUAAUGACAAGCAGCCUCACUGAAAGCGAAUUACCUAGCACUCCUAUAAGCGUGGCAAGUUUAUCAAAGGAUGAUACAACUCCUGUAAAUGAUGGGGAGCGCUUUAUACGCGAUAUUAGUCUAACAGGAAUUGGAGAUUCUCUGAAAGAAAAAUCACCCAUAAAAGACCAUGUUGCUGCUGAAAAUGAUAAAAACAUCGAACAUAGCGCGUUAAGAUUGCCGUUGCAGCCAUUGGAUUUUAAAAAGAAUGAUGCAAAUAUUCCAAGACUGAAAGAGAUUACUCCAGGUCAAGACUUAUUGGAAUGGUGUAAAGAAGUCACUAAAGACUAUCCCGGUGUUAAAGUUACCAAUCUGACGACAUCUUGGAGAAACGGAAUGGCGUUCUGCGCAAUUAUUCAUCAUUUCAGACCAGAUCUGAUAGAUAUUGAUUCGCUGUUACCCCACGAUGUAAAAGGCAAUUGCAAAAAAGCAUUUGACGCGGGCGAAGCUCUAGGUAUACCCAGAGUUAUAGAACCAGCAGACAUGGACAUAUUAACCGUACCUGAUAAAUUGGCUGUGAUGACAUAUUUGUAUCAAUUGAGAGCGCAUUUUACAGGCCAUGAACUGGAGGUACACCAAAUAGGUAAAACAACAGACGAAUCUUCUUACAUGAUUGGUAGAUUUAACACAGACAACAACACAGACGUGAGUGUCCAGUUAUUUGGUCAAGAAAUUAUUAACUUACGAAAGAAGGAACAGAUCGAUCAGAAAAAUAAUAAAACGGACAAUAACCGACGAUCGAAUCCAUUUGACAACAAAAAGGACGACAUCAGCAUUGACUCGCUGAAAAAUAAGCUGCAUUUGAGUCUGAACACAGACAAUCAAGAUCACGAUCAAUGUAAUAAAGAUAAGUCGCCGUCUAGCGUGAAAGAAGUCAAGGAUAUCAUAUUGGCCAGCUCGAAAAGCAUUCUGGGCAAAGUGUUAUCACCAACCAAAGAAAAGUAUUCAUCGAGAGAGAAGAGUAAAUCCCCACCGAGAGUACAACAAGCGCAGCAACGUCCGAUACUUAUGACACGCCGGCAAUUAACCGAUCCGUUCGGCUCCGACGAUGAAGAGGAGAACAUACAGAUAAUCGACGACAAAUGGUCGCAAUCGAUCUCGAUUACCAAAUCGCAAAGCCCGAUCCGUGAUGAUUUGGUAAACUCUGAUGGCAGAGGAAGUCGAGGUAGUACAGAAUGCCAAGGUGCAUCACCACCAUAUGGAGAACAACGUUCGCAACACUCAUUAGUUAGCCGGCACGAGGAAUUGCGAGAGCGUGCGAGACAACUCUUAGAGCAAGCCAGAAACCAGACGAAGCCAUCCGGAUUUGUUUCCGCCGCGAUCAGCCCCGUCGAGGCACAGAAUGACGACGAAAGGCAACAACAAUUGCGCGAAAGGGCGAGACGCUUGAUAGCGGAAGUGAAAAUGGGCGUUGCUGUGACUCCGAGUCAACUGAAUGAGGAUAACAGCAGUGAUAGACGAUCGAUAGACGAUCAGAACAAUAGUCCUAGACGUAGCAUCACGCCAUCGACCCCUGGUGAUAGACUCAGUAUAAAGUCUGAGUAUAAUGGAAACAUCUUGGGGAAUACGAGCGUAAUAGACGGUGAGAAGAAAACUGGUUCGCCUUUAUAUUCCUUCUCCAAAAUCAUAGAACGAAUCUCACCCGAUAAAGGAAGUCCUGACAGAACUCCGUAUACACUUCGCGGGUUGGGUAAAGAUAUGACAUCGUAUAUUCAAAAUGAGCUCGAAGCGCUUGAGAGGGAACAGAAUCAGAUCGAUAUACAGGCUGGUAAGCUUGAAAAGCAAUUGAGAGCGGCCAUGGAGAGUGAUAACGAAGACGAAACGGAAAGACUGAUGUCUCUAUGGUUCACACUUGUUAACAAGAAGAACGCACUUUUAAGAAGGCAAAUGCAGUUAAACAUAUUGGAGAAAGAAGACGACUUAGAACGACGAUUCGAACUUUUGAAUCGUGAAUUAAGAAGCAUUCUCGCGGUAGAGGAUUGGCGAAAAACAUCCGAGCAAAAAAUGCGUGAAAAUUUAUUAUUGGAGGAGUUGGUGUCCAUUGUGAAUAAAAGAGAUGAAUUAGUUCAUCAUCUCGAUACACAAGAGAGAGCCAUUGAGGAUGAUGACGAGAUAGAGCGCGAUUUGUCUCGUGCUGGAUUAGCUCAACGAAACAAAAAUUGUGUUGUACAAUGAGGAGUUUUAUUUAUCGUGUUUUUCUGACACUAUUAUGAAGGCAUGACCCAUUUUGCUGCAAAGUUGCCAAAGAGCCGACGAAAUUAGAGAUUGGAGAGUUAAGUAUGGUGUUUCAUGAUCUACAAACAGAUUAUUUUUAGAAACUCAUAUCUUUUUUAUUGUGCAUUAUAAAUGAAUCCAUUCGAAAUAGAUUCAUAUACUUUAUUUUUUGCUUUUACCAUAAAUAUACUAAAUUCAUAAAAAGUUCAAAGAAAAAUAAAGAAAAAAGGGAAUUCAAAUAUCAACAAGCAUUAGAUAAAUAUUAAUCAAUGAGAUGCAUAAAAGCACUUGAUUUUUUGUAUGCUAUUGAAUACAAAAUGCCGAUUAUUUCAUAGAGUAAGCAUUUUAUGGCGUGUUUUAAGUGGAAUUGUAAUAGAAUUGUGUGCAAAUAGAUGAAACAAUAUGUGUUAUUGAGUAAAAAAUCAUGCAAAACACUUUCACAAUUGAUAAUAGAUAAAAUAAUAUGAUUUUUCUUUUUUUAACUAAGAGAUAAGACACAUUUAUAUUUAGCAAAAGUAGGGCGGACGCAAAUGCAAGGAAUAAAUGGAAAGAAUGGAAGUUGGUAAUAAGGAUAUAUCUUCAUGAGAUUCAAGAAGUAAUUCAUUACAAAGUUAUCAAAUAUUGUACAUUAUAUUAUUAUUUUGUUCAUACAAUUUUACAAGUUAUUAAUUAUAUUCACAUAAUUAAUAACUAAUUGAGGAAUAUAAACAUAAUGCAACUUUCAAUAAUUGCAAAUGAACUUGAAACAUCUGUGCUUUAUGUAGAGAUUUACUUUGUGGCGCCAAGAUAUUUAAUAUUGAGAAACCAAAGAAUUGUGACAAUUAAUUACUUUGAAUCAUUAUUCGCACGAAAGAAAUAUUAAUAACACAUUUGGUCGAUCAUAUCGUGUCUCUCUGUAAAUAUUUUUGAUAGCUACUAUCGCUCUGGUUAAAGAGAUUAGUCAUAGACGUGCGUAUGUGUUAAAAGCAAUUACCAAGUUCCAUAAUCGAUCUAAAUCGAUAUUUCGCUAUCGAUUCAAAUUGAUUCGCGGAGAAUAGAGUUAUUACAAAAAACGCGCGUUGGAAUUAUGUCUAGUUUUUGGACUCGUCGUUCUUUUUCAUUCGCAUAUACUCUAUUUGUGCCAUAUAUAUAACGUUGACAUAUAUUUUACGUACUAUUUGUGUAAAAGAUUCACAGUGCAGAGGGAUACAUUAAAGGUAAAUAAUUUUACUGGUUGUGUAACACACUUUUUUAAGGAGACGUAAUAAGAUUAUUCUCAUUAGGACUAAUUCUCCUUAUGCGAUAUAUUUGCGUGUAAGAUACUGCAUUGACUGCAAGUAUUUGGAAUGAAAUGGUACGUUAUUUUUAAGUGUUUUGGCCGUGAACUGUAACAUAACAUGUAAAAAGAAAAAAAACUUAUUUAUUGGCUCAACAACAAUUGGCUAACAAAAAA